AUUAGACGUUUAAAAUCAUAUGGUCAUCAAUGUUUACACUUUUUGACAUUGCCGUGCUUGCAGUUGUUUGGCAGAAUCAAACAAAGAGAUCAGUUUUGUUUAAUAAAUAUCAUGGAUAUCAACACAGUUUCGAUACAGUCUUUUGAGUAUCCGUUUAAAGUACGGAGAAGUGCCGUAUAUUGGUGCUGUGUUCGUGGUUGCAGGUCCAAAUAUUUUCUCCGGGAUACUGGUCAAGAAAACGACGGAGGGUUUUUUAAAUUCCCAAAUCCGGCCAACCAAAAGUCAAUCCACUGCCAGCAACUGGCGGAGCAACGUUUAACCAGAUGGAAAGAAGCGAUUGGGUGCGAGGUUCGACCUGGAUCAAGAAUCUGCUAUCGACAUUUUCAAGAAGGUAAACCAGCUCGUUUGACGAGUGUUAACGAUGCCGACUGGAUUCCAACCAGGUACCUCAAGUAUGAAACGCAUGUAGAGAAUAUGCUUCCAUAUUCAACCGACAAUUCUAUUGUCGUAUCAGAAAGAGAUGGUUCAACGAAUGUAAUUGGCACACCUAAUACGUUGGAUUCAAUAUUUGAUUGUUCUUCGAGUGCUGUUGCAGAAAUCUUCGAUGAAAUCGAAUCGGAAAAUUCCACAAAAGCUAAUCGUGAUAAGCAGAUCCGAAAACAUAAUGCUACCGUUCAGGCUACGUCCAUAGUGAGGAGUACUUUUACACAAACUGAUGUGACAUCCGAGGCACAAGUAAGAACUCUACAAGCAGAAGUUAAAGGACAAGCAGUGAUAAUUGAAGAGCUUCAGCGACGAAUCCGGAGGACUAAAGUUAAUUUGCAGACGUUGCGGGAAAAUCCUAAUGAUGUGAAGUAUUACACCGGCCUAGGCAGCUAUGCUGUUGUGGAAAAGAUCUUCGUCAAAAUCGAACCAUUCUUGCUUACUCCUUUAAAUUUGAAUAAAGACGAAGUGCUACUAAUGACUCUUCAAAAAUUACGUCACGAUGCAACAUAUAAGAGUCUCGGAAUUGCAUUUGAAAUAUCGCCCACGACUUCUGCAAAGUACUUUUUGUCCACGAUUUAUACCAUGUUUACAGUCUUUCACGAUGUAGUACACUGGCCAGAACGAGAAACCUUGAAGAGACACACUCCGCAGUGCUUCCGAGAUUCAUUCGGCGAAUCGAUAACGACAAUCAUAGAUUGUUUUGAAAUUAAAGGAGAGCGUCCGGCGAAUCCAGUAGCAGCAGCUCAGCAAUGGUCGGAGUAUAAAAAAAGUUGCACCGUGAAAUACCUUAUCGCUAUCUCAUCCAGUGGGUACAUAAUGUUUGUUUCCAACGGAUUCGGUGGUCGAGCAUCUGAUAAAUUAAUCACCGAGAGCUGUGGAUUUCUGGAACACAUUAUAGAAGGAGACAUCGUUAUGGGUGAUCGAGGAUUUCUGAUACAAAACGAACUACAGAAGAAGAAGGCAACACUGUGCAUCCCUGCAUUUAGAAAGUCUGGAAAUCAGUUGUUGGCUGUAGACACCGAGCGUACACGUAACGUUGCUAAUGUUCGGAUACAUGUUGAGAGAAUAAUUGCUAAUCUACGGAACAAAUUCAACAUAAUAAAAGAUCGUGUUCCAAUGACUCUUGUAGUCAGGAAACACAACGGUCAUAUGCUAAUGGACAUGAUCGUAAGAGUUGCAGCUAUUUUAGUUAACUUAUGUCCCGAAAUAGUUAAUUAAGCAGACUUUUUA
This is a messenger RNA of Armigeres subalbatus, 1716 nucleotides long. RefSeq lists its product as uncharacterized. The coding region runs from base 112 to 1704 and encodes 530 amino acids. Lineage: Eukaryota; Metazoa; Arthropoda; Insecta; Diptera; Culicidae. The transcript has 3 exons. The record is from RefSeq and is a predicted model, not a curated record.